This is a messenger RNA of Phyllopteryx taeniolatus (common seadragon), 1809 nucleotides long. RefSeq names its product MAPK regulated corepressor interacting protein 1 (gene mcrip1). The record is from RefSeq and is a predicted model, not a curated record. The transcript is spliced from 5 exons. The coding region runs from base 473 to 754 and encodes 93 amino acids. NCBI's taxonomy places the organism in Eukaryota, Metazoa, Chordata, Actinopteri, Syngnathiformes, Syngnathidae.
GUGAAGACAACAGCUAGCUAUGCGGGCUACUGUUAGCAGAUUUUAUUGUGUCAGCAAAUCUGCAUCGGUAGCUGUCCCCUGGAUUUACUAAAGUGCGACACAACCCUCUUAGUUCCUUCAAAUAUCUAACAGCCACCCCAUAUAGAAAACUAAAUUUAACUAUUUUUUAUUGCGUUGGCUGAUAUUAAAACGGACUUACAGGGGCGACGCAAGUCCAAACGUAAACAUAGCUUCUUUGUCACUGACCGUAAUUGUUUUCUCAAUUUGCUGACGUUUACCUAGUCUUUGCUUCAGAAUUAAUACCAGCAACUCUGAAUCAACAGCUGUUAUAUUACAUUAAGCCUAAUAGUGCCUGAUAAGUGACACAGAUGUAGUUGUUUAUCCCAAUGAGAUCUUGAGAACUUUGAAACCACUGACUUCUUCCAAGGCACUAACCAUAGAGCAGUGAGAAGAGAGCAGGACCGUGAACAGAAUGACAAGGAUGGUGAAUAGUUACAAGCGGACUUCAAGCCCCAGAUCACCUACCAACUGUGGGGAGCUCUUCACCCCAGCACAUGAGGAAAAUGUCCGUUUUAUCCAUGAUACCUGGCAGUUUGUGCUCAGAGAAAUUCGAUCAACCCAAAACACAGAGCGUAAUGACCGUGGACCACAGGAAUAUGUUGAGAAGAAUCCAAAUCCUAACCUACACUCUUUCAUACCAGUGGACCUGACUGACCUCAAGAAACGUAACACACAGGACUCAAAGAAAUCCUAGUCCUCAAGAUGGUCCAAGCACUUUUUUUAACCCAUCAUCAUUCAGAACUUUUCCUCUGACAGUCAGCCCUAUUUGCCAGUCUGCGCCAGAAUGCCAAACAAUUCUCUGUGAACUUUGAACCACAGCAAGCCCAUGUUUUUCUUUACACCCUACAAGGGAUGAAGAAGAUCUUUACAUUAGAAAUAUCUGUCAUGAAUCAUGUUCAAGGCCACAAAAUCCUCCUAAUGUAUGAAAAGGACUGAUAAAAACCUCCAGUAGAUGUUGUUGGCAUCUGAUGCUGAGGUACAAACUGUUCCACCGGACACAGAAGACUGCAGUUUACUAUUACGUACCAGGAAAAAUGACAAAGGGCUUUUCUGUUUUGUUGUUUGUUUUGUAAAAAGGUAGUUGGCAAGAUGAAGUGUAGCAUUAAUGAUGACACAUUGGAUGCACACUUGAUGAGCAUAUUUUUAAAAGCAAAAUGCAAAGACAAUGUUCGUAGAAGAAUAGUUUUCCCUAAAAACAGGCUUUACUAAGAAAGCUCCCAAAGUAUUCUACCCCAUUGAUUAACACCUCUUCCCAAAAUGUUGAAUAAACUACUUUUACACUACAUCUUCUUGUAUUCAUCCACCACGGAUAUUGACCAUUUGUCUACAAGUAAUUUGUAGUUUACUAGUCUUAAUAACCCAGGUCAGAUUGCAACAGAAUAAAUUGUAUAUUCCUAACAAGAAUUUGCUGUUACCUAUAGAAACAGUGAAUGCUGAAAAAGUCUGUCACCUAAAUGCAAAACAAAUGAAGUGACAAUGCUGUUUUAAACAUGUCACUACAGCAUGCAGUAGCAAAACCCAGAUACCAUGCAAAUGCACCCCCCCCCCCCCCCCCCCCCCCCUCCACACACACACGCACACAAACCCUUGGGUCAAUUAACAGAAAAGGAAAGAAAACCCAUAAAUCUGUAUGCUUUUCGCAAAUGCUUGAGGCUAUGCCAUGGAAUCAAUGCUGUUUUUAUGUCCAUGAAGCUGCCAAUGAUCUUGCAGAAAACAUCCAAUAAAGUCUAAUAUUUAUGUUCAAAAGUG